AUGCUUGGCUAUUGUCGUCUCAUUUGCGAUGUAGCAGAGAACAAUGCUACUCGGCAUCAGACCCCUCUUUCACAGUUCAUCGACAAAUAUCCUGAGCCCGAGACGCAGCAUCGACCGUGCUAUCUCACACUCUCUAUCUGUCUCACCCUCGACUUCAUUUCCAGCGUUGAUUGGAGUGCCACCACGAUCCCCCCCACUUUUUCGCCCUCUGGCGCUUUCCAGUCACUCAACAACCUCCACCUCAAAUUCCCUUCGCAUUCGUCCCAACAAGACGACCUCACCAUCACCAUCUCCGCGCACGAGAUCUCAUUCUUGGACGGCGCGAAUUCCGUUUCUGCUGGGAAUUCCUUCUCCAUAAAUAGCGUACAUCGUACCGUCACUGUCAACUACAUCAACAACAUUGGCGACGCGUUCUUGGCUCCUAUCCACGGCGGUAAUAAUGGCGGGAGGAAUAACACCAACACCAGUUCGUAUUCAACCACUCACAUCCACGCAUUUCCUAUGUUUCUCCCAUCUAAUCAAAACUGUAGUUCAUAUGAGUCCCCCAAGCAACUCACUCCUGCAAACGGAGCACUCCCGAGCUCAAGCUCUGCUACUGGCUCGGGCUCGGGCUCGCCGACGGGCUAA
Messenger RNA from Pleurotus ostreatus (oyster mushroom), 627 nucleotides. RefSeq lists its product as uncharacterized. Lineage: Eukaryota; Fungi; Basidiomycota; Agaricomycetes; Agaricales; Pleurotaceae. Bases 1 to 627 code for a protein of 208 amino acids. The record is from RefSeq and is a predicted model, not a curated record. The transcript has a single exon.